AUGCAGCUGCCCGGUCGCCUGAUCGAGAACUCCAUAAACGGCCAAGGCACAAAUCGCAGGGAACUUUCCUGGGCAUCUCUGCUCUUUUCCGGCUGGCCGGUGUUGAAUUGCCCAGAAGGGCUAUGCAUAUAUCCAAUCAAUCGUUGGAGCAUACGUCAGCCAAAUUCGAUCGAGAACAUCUCCCCUCCUCUUUCUUCACCGCUGCCCUCGCCCUCGCCCUCCCCAACCAUCAACAACCAAAACAAUAAUAAUCCAUCCCGCCUCCAUACCGCCCACUUAGCGGCAUCCCCCUCCCUCCCCAUUGCCAAGCAGUCGCCAGUUUUCCAGACACCCGACAGCCUGUUGACCAUGUCUACUACUGCUACCCCCGCUCACCACCAGAGUACUCUGCACAGGAUCAUUCUUCCUAUCCUCUUUUCGCUUGCGCUGUUAUUCUCGGUCAUCCAGUUCAUAAUCACUGCCGUCCUCGUCCAUGAUUACGACGACCAUGGCUAUCCUAGCGGCAGCCACCGUGACAGGCUCCGUUUCCUCCUGUUCACCUCGUGCUGGUCCUUGCUCUUCUUACCGAUCUACCUUUUCGCCAACUUGAGACUUCUCGGCCAUGUCCUUUCGUCCGUCGCCUCCAACCUCGGGUUCAUCGCGUUAACCUGGCUCUUUUGGUUGUGCGCUGCUGCCUCCUGGACCGACGUCUUGGGUGGCACCGUACAAUGCGGCGAUCUGUUCCUCAACAAUCAAGUCAUCGACAUCAGCGUGCCGUACUGCGGGGCUUCGAGAGCUGUUCAGGCAUUCGCCUGGAUGCUAUGGCUCCUCUUCUCGGCUGCGUUGAUAUACAUCACCACCGUGGCAUUCCGGGCCAAAUCUCACUCGUCCGGUCUCACGGGUCCGAUGCGCCAAGUUCCGGCGGCCACCUCCGCCGCAUAA
Messenger RNA from Puccinia triticina, 921 nucleotides. RefSeq lists its product as uncharacterized. Lineage: Eukaryota; Fungi; Basidiomycota; Pucciniomycetes; Pucciniales; Pucciniaceae. Bases 1 to 921 code for a protein of 306 amino acids. The record is from RefSeq and is a predicted model, not a curated record. Gene Ontology annotation, cellular component: membrane. The transcript is spliced from 4 exons.